UGAACAAUCGAACGCAGAAACAGCCAAAUGCUCUCACAACGGUCGCGUCCACUGCUACCGUUAGCGGCGGUAGCAGUGGGUUUUUUUCUUUCUUUCACAGUAAAUUGCGUUUUUAAAUCUUAGAAGUAUGUUGUUUAUUAGAAUAGCUGGUCUUGGAAGAUGAAACAAAUUUUUUUUCGCUUUUAAUGGAGAACAAAUAUCCCUCCAUACAACGUCGGUAGCCGAGCGGGUUUAGCAGUUGGUUCAUUUUGAUACCGAAGAGGCUCAUCUGUCCGCCGCUGCUGCUGCUCCCCCCUCAGCGGGGAUUUGGACAAAGCCAGUCAGAUGUUGGACGAUAGGAUAAAUAUCCGGAACUCUUCGCGUUUUUAGACCGGGUUUUGAAAUUGACUUUUCAAACUGAGGACCACUUGUAAAAGUGACGGCGGCGAGACAGUUUAGGAGGGCGAGAGUUUGGAUCUCGCACUGUGGGAAGGGGGAGGAAAAAGCCGCGGGGAAGAAGGGGCGAAGGGGGCCGAGAUCCUGAUGCCAGUGAUGGCAAACGAGCCGAUCAUCCUGAACGUUUAUGAUAUGUACUGGAUCAAUGAGUUCACCAGCUCUCUGGGCAUCGGAGUCUUUCACUCAGGGAUCGAGAUCUAUGGAAGAGAGUUUGCCUAUGGUGGACACCCAUACCCGUUCUCAGGGAUCUUUGAGAUCACUCCGAGCGAUGCCACUGAACUCGGCGAAACGUUUAAGUUCAAGGAAGCCAUCGUCCUGGGCAGCACAGACUUCACGGAGGAAGACGUGGAGCGGAUCGUGGAGGAGAUGGGGAAGGAGUACAAGGGGAAUGCCUACCACCUCAUGCACAAGAACUGCAACCACUUUUCCUCAGCACUUUCAGAGAUCCUGUGUGGCAGAGAGAUCCCUCGUUGGGUCAACCGCCUGGCCUACUUCAGCUCCUGCGUGCCGUUCCUCCAGAGCUGCCUGCCCAAAGAAUGGCUGACCCCUGCUGCCUUACAGUCCAGCGUGAGCCAGGAGCUUCACGGAGCGACCGGAGAGCUAGAAGAGGCCGAGGACGCCGCCGCCACCGCCUCCCUGGCCUCCAUGUCCCCCUCGGCCUCCUCCAGCCCCCCCUCCUCUCUGCCUCGACACUGUCGCCCGCAGCCCCGCAGGUAGAAGCAGGAGGUGGGGGGAGGGGGGGAAUCCCGGGCCUUCACCCCCUUUUCUUAAAGAGACAGUGACCUAACGGAGAAACCACAGCAGCCACAGCCAAAAGUCCUGUCAGACCAUUGAUUCAGGCGCCCAGACUCGCUCACUCCGCGUGGGAGCAUCGGGACAAUCUGACCCCGUCUGGACCUGUGGAAGGGUUCUCACUGAUCCCCAGAUGCCCCUGAAAACUCAAACCUGUUUCCACUCGUUUCUCCUUUACCUACAAACCACAUGCAGGUUGUACCAGCAUUUUACUUGUCACCCCCUCUACCUGGUUACAGUGUAAAAACAUCUCCGGAGGAAACUAUAAACUCCUUGGUACAUUGACACGGAAAA
Molecule: messenger RNA, 1521 nt
Organism: Poecilia latipinna (sailfin molly)
Lineage: Eukaryota; Metazoa; Chordata; Actinopteri; Cyprinodontiformes; Poeciliidae
Gene: desi2
Product: desumoylating isopeptidase 2
Exons: 5
Coding region: 523-1152 (209 amino acids)
Biological process (GO): protein deubiquitination
Molecular function (GO): deubiquitinase activity
Source: RefSeq, a predicted model, not a curated record